GAUUUUAGAAAGAGUUUAGGAAGCGCGAGCUGUCACACGGGGCGGCGAGUCUGGGAUUGCGGAGCAUCGCGCGAUGUAUCGUCUGACGUGAAUAACGGGCUUUUGACACUUGAAACGUCUCGAUCGAGGGAAAAAAUUCCGAUGGUAUGACAGUCGGUUUUCAUAAGGUAUUUCGUAUACCUUUAAUAAUAACAACAUUAUAGACUGCAUUCUUGUUUGUCGUAUCUUGUCCGGAUACUGCGCGUUGCAACAAGUGGAAUUUGGUGCGCAAGCCACGAUCCAGUUGUCCCAGUCAUGGAGGAUCAAAAGGAUCAAAACAGUCGCGAUUCGACCGAGUCCGACAGCGUCUCGCUCUCACCCAACAUACCGUCUCCUCCAAUUUUACCUCACCAGGCAGCGCAGCAGGUCCACAGAACCACGAACUUUUUCAUCGACAAUAUUUUAAGGCCAGACUUCGGCUGCAAGAAAGAGCUUGGGAAUAGGGAACGGGCGCAAACCUCGGGUCGGGAGAACGUUAACCCUAUGGUGAUAAGGCCGUCGCAUACUAGCAACCUAUGCCAGGAUUCAAACUGUAGCAGUGACAGCACUUCUUCUUCGUCUUCGUCGUCUUCGCCAUCCUCAAAGCAGAGCCCAUCAAAGCGUGUCGAAGGGAAUGGAACUAGCAGGUACGGGGAGAAUACGACGGUAAUGGUGAAUGCAAACGGGGGAACUCCACCAGCUAAAGAAUCCCAACCUUUACUAUGGCCUGCCUGGGUUUACUGCACCAGGUACUCGGACAGACCUUCAUCUGGCCCAAGGACACGAAAAUUGAAAAAGAAGAAAAGCGAGAAGGAAGACAAGCGACCGAGAACCGCUUUCACGGCCGAGCAGCUACAGAGACUGAAAGCCGAGUUUCAGGCCAAUCGGUACAUAACGGAGCAGCGGAGACAGUCGCUGGCCCAGGAACUGAACCUUAAUGAGUCGCAAAUCAAAAUAUGGUUCCAAAAUAAGAGGGCCAAAAUCAAAAAGGCCACUGGUUAUAAGAACGGCCUUGCUCUUCAGCUCAUGGCUCAAGGACUUUACAACCAUUCCACGACCACAGUUCAAGACGAAAACAUUGACAGCGAGUGAAAACGACAAAUGGACGCUGACCAUGAGAAAAGUGAUUUUUUUCAUAUUUUUUAUGAAUGAAACUUUAAAGGAAACGAAUGCUUCGAAUUCUGCGAAUCGAAGAUGCGCUAUUUAAACACAUUUCUGUUUAUCAAACCUAUAUGGACAUGCAUCUAAAUACGAACAAUAUGAAAAUUUAUAUAUAGCCAAAAGUGUAAGAUGUGUAUAUUUAAUUCCAGGUAAGGGGAUUGUCUAUAUUGCUCCUUACCUGCUGAAUAUUUUUAACGUUUCUCUCCUUUCCCAAUGUGGUUGCUCACCGUUCCAGUAGGCCUAUACGUGUCAGGCUUGUUAGAGUUUUUGUGAUAGCCCUGUCUCUUAAAUCCCUUAUCUCUCACAGUUCUUCAAAUGCGUGACUGAACCAACGCUUCAAGCCAAAGAUUUUAAUAUGUUCAGAUUAUGUUGUCUGAAAUAAAAAGGUAGAAUAUGCCAUUGUUUUAUUUCCUAUAGUUACAAACUACCCGCAUAAUUGCAUAAACUGUAGCUAUUUAAACGCUACGAUGGCUUGUCAUUCCUCCAAACCCCUAAGAGAUUUUUUAAAAUAAAUGUACUACAAAAUGACAAUUUCUACGCAACAGUCAAUUACUCUAUUUUUAAACGAGAUAUCUGAAUUGUGGUUAAACUGUAAGUGCGAAAAAAAUUAUCCGUAUAUUAAAAUAAAAUUAUUUCAUGACUGAUAUUAAAAGAUGCAAUAGAUUUUUUUCCCUGAACAAAAUAUAACAAUUUUAAAUUUAUAUUUUUAAUGCAUUUAUGAUGAUUAUUGUUAUAAUUUAAAAUUAAUUCUGAUAAAAAUUAUACUGGAGCAUUUAAAUGUUUUACAUUUUUUAUAUUAUUUGAUAAUGGCUGAGGGUGAGACACGUAACCGAAAUUGCAUCUAAUAAUUUAUAGCAUUUUAAUUCCAAUUUUGUUAGCUGACUGUAUUGUGCACGCAUGCAUUCUUUAUGACGUCAGCUACCGAAUAAAGGCAAACAAUUAUGUCGUGCUUAUAUCGAGCUCAUUGUGCUCUGUGAAAAUAUCAGAUUUAGUUAAAUAUUAGACAAGCUAAAAUCCGAAUAAUCGGUAUUCUUCCUGUAUAGGCCUACGACAUUAAUCUCGUCGUUUACACGAUUCGCUAUAGGCUCAAUUCUAUUUGUCAGUAUUUGACGGACAUUUCGUGCUUAAUUACACAUUAUUUUAUUAGAGUUGAAUGAAUGUUAAUAACAAGUUAUUAAAAUUGUUUUCUCAUGUUUCUCCCAGCGAUGACAGGAAUGGUGCAAUGAGGCGCUCACAGCGUUUGCUUUCCUAUAGCAGCGUUUGCUUUCCUAUAGAAGUGUGUGUGUGUGUGUGUGUGUAGUCCGUGUCUGGGGAUCAAAGUGGAGAUUUAGGAAACUUCCCCAGCGGGGUUAAAAGGUCAAGUUAAGCAGUCAAAACAAAACCAGGGGUAAUCCUAAAUACUACAGUACUUAUUUUAACACAGCACACGUUUCAAAAUAUAAAAUUAUAAGCAGACAAUCAAUAAAUAAAAUGUUGCCGUCCUGUAAAUUGUGUUUUUUUAUAAAUGUGUAAAAGGAAUUUAUAAAGAAAUAUGUAUAGUUAACAUUAGAUUUAAAGUGACACGCCAGCUUUUUAAAACUUUGUAUGCAAUGUCCUCUGUGGGCAUUUCCACUGCGUCAGCGGAUCUUAGAGCAAAUAAUAGUAUAUUAACAUUACACAUAAGCUUUUUAACAUCACCAGAUGCUAGUUCUUUCAAUAUAACACAAUAUUUUGUUUCCUGUACAGUUUAGCCUAUUUUAAUUAUAUUUUGGGCAAAAAAAGACAACGGCUGUUGUUGUUUAAAAGAGACGUAAUAUGUUGUUAGUUGUUAUCAUUUUAGGGAACCAUUUUUAGAUUUACCAUAUACUAAAAUAUAUUAUAACAUAGCCUACAUCAGACUCCCCUUUAUCAUUAGCAUAGGUUGUACUUAAACACGAUCGACAAUUGUUGCACGUGUUUACCGCUUUUUGGUUAAAUUUAGUUUUUAGUGAACCAUUUAUAGCAAGCUAACAAUGAUGUGAGAAUUGGAUCAGAAAGCUACAGCUUGGAUAUUCU
This is a messenger RNA of Paramisgurnus dabryanus, 3213 nucleotides long. RefSeq names its product engrailed homeobox 1b (gene en1b). Gene Ontology annotation, molecular function: RNA polymerase II cis-regulatory region sequence-specific DNA binding; DNA-binding transcription factor activity, RNA polymerase II-specific. Gene Ontology annotation, cellular component: nucleus. NCBI's taxonomy places the organism in Eukaryota, Metazoa, Chordata, Actinopteri, Cypriniformes, Cobitidae. The record is from RefSeq and is a predicted model, not a curated record. Gene Ontology annotation, biological process: neuron differentiation; multicellular organism development; regulation of transcription by RNA polymerase II.